AUGGUCCCAGAACUUCAUUGCACUGGGCUGGUGGCAGCUGAGAAGCUGUCCAAGGUGGAAGCAAAUCCAGACGAGGAAAAGAACUCGGGAAAGAAGGCCCGGAGCCUUACCCUCCACCUCCUUCCUCUAUUUCCUCCAGAUUCCUCUAGCCCCUUCCAUCUCCUAAGCAAUGCCCUGUCCAAUGUCAUCUGCGCAGUGGUGUUUGGGCAGCGCUACGAGUAUGAUGAUCCCGAUUUCAAGACUCUGCUGGAUAUGCUGAAUAACAAUUUCAAGCUCAUUGGUUCCCAGUGGGGCCAGAUGUACGACAUGUACCCCUCCGUCAUGGAUUGGGUUCCUGGUCCCCAUCACCAAAUCUUCCACAACUUUGAGUUGCUUCGGGCCUUCAUCUAUGACCAGAUAUGGAAACACCAGAAAACCAGGAAGCAAGGAGAGCCUCGGGACUUCAUUGACUGUUACCUAGACCAGAUAGACAAGGACAAGCAAGACCCCUGGAGUCACUUCCACAUGGACACACUGAUGAUGACAACCCACGAUCUCUUUUUUGGGGGCAAUGAGACAACAAGCCCAACACUCCGCUAUGCACUGCUGAUCUUGCUCAAGUAUCCUGAAGUGACAAAAAAAGUCCAAGAAGAGUUAGAUCGUGUAGUGGGUCGGGACAGGGCUCCUCGACUGGAAGACAAAACCAACCUGCCCUAUACCAACGCAGUCCUGCACGAGAUCCAGAGAUUGAUCAGCAUCUUACCCAUGGACCUGCCCCGAGCGGUCACCGAGGACACCAUUUUUCGUGGUUACUUCCUGCCCAAGGGAACCCACAUCAUCCCACUCUUGGUCUCUGCAAACCGGGACUCAAUCCAGUUCAAGGACCCACAAAGCUUUGACCCAACCAACUUCUUGGAUGAGAAAGGGGCUUUCCGACCAAACAAGGCCUUCACACCCUUCGCUAUAGGGAAGCGUGUCUGCCUCGGGGCAGGUCUAGCCCGAAUGAAGAUCUUUCUCUUCCUCACCACCAUCCUCCAACGCUUCACACUCAGCACAGCGGAGAAACCAGAGAACAUCGACCUGACCCCCCAGUUCACAAGCCUGGGAAAAGUCCCCCCGCCCUUCGAGCUCCGCGUGCUGGCCCGCUGAGCUCCCGCCCCAGGGGAUGCCUGCAAUCCUUCCCCACUGUGUCUUGUGUCUAAUAAACUCCACCAAAGGCA
Gracilinanus agilis (Agile Gracile Mouse Opossum) is the source of this 1199-nucleotide messenger RNA. RefSeq names its product cytochrome P450 2F2-like. The coding region runs from base 1 to 1128 and encodes 375 amino acids. Gene Ontology annotation, molecular function: oxidoreductase activity, acting on paired donors, with incorporation or reduction of molecular oxygen, reduced flavin or flavoprotein as one donor, and incorporation of one atom of oxygen; heme binding; iron ion binding. The transcript has 7 exons. Gene Ontology annotation, cellular component: cytoplasm; intracellular membrane-bounded organelle. The record is from RefSeq and is a predicted model, not a curated record. NCBI's taxonomy places the organism in Eukaryota, Metazoa, Chordata, Mammalia, Didelphimorphia, Didelphidae. Gene Ontology annotation, biological process: xenobiotic metabolic process.